Molecule: messenger RNA, 1262 nt
Organism: Durio zibethinus
Lineage: Eukaryota; Viridiplantae; Streptophyta; Magnoliopsida; Malvales; Malvaceae
Product: mitochondrial outer membrane import complex protein METAXIN-like
Biological process (GO): mitochondrion organization
Cellular component (GO): cytoplasm; SAM complex; mitochondrial outer membrane
Source: RefSeq, a predicted model, not a curated record
AAAAACCACAUAAAACCCUACCACCUCAAAGAACAAAAACCCAUUAAAAGACUAGUCCUGUGCUUUUUAUCUUCUUCUUCUCAAACACUUUGUUAAAUUACUGACAGAGAUAGCUGAAGUGAAGAGGAAAGAAAGAAAAUGGAGCAAGUGGCAGAGAGGGAAGCCGAAGAGUUGACGCUGGUCGCAAGAAAGCCUUGCUUUGAUCUCCCAACUGCUUGCCCUCUUUGUUUACCCGUUUUCAUCUAUCUCAAGCUUGCCCACAUUCCCUUUCGUUUGUCUUUCAAUUCCAUCUUCCCUGAUUCAGACCAAAUUCCUUAUGUUGAAUCUGGUGUUUAUGUUGCCUACAAUAAUGAGAACGGUGGGGUUAUUGAUCGUUUAAAGCAAGAUGGUAUUGUUGAUCUGGACUCUGAAUUCGAAUCUGUCCCUGAUUGGAUAUCAACAAAAGCAAUGAUUAGCUCUUGGCUAGCUGAUGCAAUGAUGUAUGAGCUAUGGGUGGGGUCUGAUGGAAGAUCAGCCUACAAGAUUUAUUAUUCUGAUCUUUCCUGGCCAAUAGGAAAAAUUCUAUUCCUAAAGCAAGUAUAUAUCAUAAAACAGCGUCUUGGAAUAACUAAAGACAAUGCCGAGCAGAGAAAAGAUGAGAUUUACAAGAGAGCAAAAAUUGCUUACUGCGCUCUGUCUACUAGGUUAGGAGAACAGAGCUUCCUCUUUGAUGAUAGGCCAUCAAGUUUGGAUGCAACUUUUCUUGGACAUGCUUUUGUCACCCUUCAUGCAUUACCUAACACAUCAGUGCUUCGAAGCAAACUCUUGGAGCAUGAUAAUAUUGUCAGAUAUGCCGAAAAACUUAAAAUGGAGUUGAUUGAGUCUGGUUCAUCAUCUACUGGUGCACAAUUUCACUCGGUCCCUUCAUCAUCAGCUCCGAGAAAAGGUCCCUCAAGUUGGAGUUCAAAGCCAAAGAGCAAGCCCAAGAAGGAGAAAACAGAGGAGGAGAAAACAUUCAAGAGGAGGGUAAAAUAUUUUUUAGCAGCCCAGCUACUCUCAGUUCUACUUUUUCUCUCUUUGAUGGGUGGAUAUGAUUCUGGUGACGUGGAGCUCUACGAUGAUGAUGAAGGCCUCGCUUUAGAUUGAGACAAUCUCCCAUUUUCCUACAAACAUGGUCCUCAUUACUUAUAUUUUUACAUGAUUACCGAGAAGGCUAGUAAUCUGUUGAGGUUGAAUUUGUAAUAUUGUAUUACAAUGUGGAAAAUAAGAAUAUUAAUUUAAAU